AUGUCUGACACAAGCGAGAAAGACGCUACGCAGAUGGCUGAGCAAGUAGAAACUGCCAAUCCCAUCAAGAAGACUCAAACAGUCGACACUCUACGUGACGACGAGGCUUUGCAAGUCUUGGCUAACCACGAUGGAGAUCAACACUGGAAUGAGGCUGAAGAAGACAAAUUGCGUCGCAAAAUUGACUGGAGGCUAAUGCCAGUCCUCUGCAUGACAUAUUGUCUCCAGUAUUAUGACAAAGCCAUGUUAUCGCAGGCCGCACUAUUCGGCUUGCGAACUGAGCUGGAUUUGACAGGCAACCGCUAUUCCUGGACAGCAUCUAUAUUCUACCUUGGCUUCAUCGCGGGCGCAUAUCCCUCGAUGGUCCUUGCCCAGAGAUUUCCGAUCGAGCGAGUGGCAUCCGCAACAGUCAUCCUAUGGGGCUUGUGCCUUAUCCUGACGACGGUCUGCCACAACUAUCGAGACAUAUAUGCGCAGCGGUUCUUCCUCGGCGUCUUGGAAAGCGGCAUCAGCCCCAUGUUUAUGCUUAUCGUCGGAUCGUGGUACAAGAAACAUGAACAGGCAAUGAGAAUGGGUAUAUGGUAUAGCUGCACUGGAUAUGUCAGUUGUAUUUCACCCUUGAUAAAUUUUGGGUUUGGACAGAUCGGCGGCGGUGUCUCGUCAUGGCGCUACAUGUACUACUUCUCUGGCGGUCUCACUAUUGCCUGGGGCUUGAUCCUGUACUUUGUCCUUCCGUCCGAUCCCAUUCGAGCCAAGGGAUUCGGACCGCGCGAGCGCUAUAUUCUAGUCGCCCGACUGAGAACAAACAACUCGGGUGUGCGCAAUACACACUACAAGGUGGAUCAAGUCACUGAGCUGCUCCUGGACAUCAAGAAUUGGCUUCUGUUCUCCGUCGCCUUGCUUUCCAUGAUUGCCAAUGGCCCGAUUUCGACCUUUGUCCCAAUCAUCAUCAAUGGCUUUGGCUUUAGCACGUUAAACUCUCUGCUCCUACUCAUCCCCGCCGGAUUCUACGCUGGCUGCGUCCAGCUUUUGAUGCCAUUCUUGGCCAUGAAACUUCCGAAAGCCAGGUGUUACAUCAUAUUCAUUGCGCAAAUGGGUACAACCCUCGCAGCUCUUCUUCUCUGGCUACUGCCCUUGUCUGAAAGAGGUGGCCUAUUGUUUGCCACAACUAUCCUACCAUCUGUGGGCGGCGGCUACGCUGUUCUCAUGUCUCUAUCAGUUGCAAAUACUGCCGGAUAUACAAAAAGAUCAAUCAGUUCAGCUAGCUUAUAUAUUGGAUAUUGUCUCGGCAACUUUGCCGGCCCCUUGGCCUUUCACUCCCAGGACGCACCACGCUACGGACCUGGAUUUGUUGUUGUGGUUAUUACGUCCAUUGCUGCCGCUCUAUUGAUCAUUUUUUAUCGAUUCAUCUGUGUGUGGACAAACCAUAGACGAGACAAGACGGGCAUUCUGGAAGGUUACGACCAUGCGUAUGAGGAUGACUCUACAGACAAAAAGGUAUGA
Molecule: messenger RNA, 1503 nt
Organism: Pestalotiopsis fici W106-1
Lineage: Eukaryota; Fungi; Ascomycota; Sordariomycetes; Amphisphaeriales; Sporocadaceae
Exons: 3
Coding region: 1-1503 (500 amino acids)
Biological process (GO): transmembrane transport
Cellular component (GO): membrane
Molecular function (GO): transmembrane transporter activity
Source: RefSeq, a predicted model, not a curated record